AUGCUGCUAGUUUUUUUUAUUCGUCCUCUUGAGCCUGUGGGUAAUUUUGCCAUGAUGGCCUUUCGAGUGUACAAAUCCCAUCGUUUUUUGUAUGGCAGCUGUUCUCAUCACACGUGUUUUAAUGUGGAAUUGUACUCACUGCCCAACCGAAUUCGCAUAUACGUCUAUCCAGAUUUACUAUUCCUUUUGGAUGCGGUGAAUUCAAGCAAGUAUGCUGUCGGUGAUCCGUCCGAGGCUUGUUUGUUUGUGUCGUCACUCAAUUUUGAUGAGAAUUCUCUGUUGUCUUCAUCUGAGAUGAAUAAUCGGCGUAACCAUCUAGUAUUUGAUUUGGAUUAUGGUCGAUCAUUCGAUAAUAUUCGUUUCCCUUUGCAAAGCUUCCCUGGGAUGGUUGCUGGUAGCGGCUUUAAAUAUUCAAUUUACAGAACUACAUAUGAUGUCUCUCUCCCCGUAGUAAGUUUGCAUUUUGCCUCUGUUAUUAAUCACUUUAGUAAUUACUUCCAAGGCUACGUUGAUAAAUUACUUCAAAACCAUUGGGAACACAACAAAUUGCCGAGUGCCAUCGUCAAGAGAGAUCAGAUAUCUUCGAUGUUUAUGAUGUUUCGAGCAAACGACUAUUCUUACUCGAAGAUUUCAAUAUCAUUCAAAAUGGUUUUAGCAUCCAGUCUGUUUUGCCUCGUCGAUCAAACGCAUCCACCUAGCACUCUCUUAUUUGACGUUAUGCAAGCAGGUUGCAUUCCCAUUUUCCUAGGCUCUGAUUUUGUCUUGCCAUUUUCGGAAAAACUGGAUUGGACUGCUCGCUUUGCAUUAAUUAUUUCCAAUAUGCUUGAAAGCCUUGUUGAUGUCAUAUCGACCUACUCCGAAGACGAGAUAGUUCAGUUGCAGCACCACGUCAACUUUUUCUACUCGAAGUACAUGUCUUCCCUAGCAGCUGUCAUUACGACAGCUUUGGACAUUAUCAAUAGUCGGGUC
Hydatigera taeniaeformis is the source of this 969-nucleotide messenger RNA. The record is from the annotation of a GenBank genome assembly. NCBI's taxonomy places the organism in Eukaryota, Metazoa, Platyhelminthes, Cestoda, Cyclophyllidea, Taeniidae.